Paramecium tetraurelia is the source of this 3003-nucleotide messenger RNA. RefSeq lists its product as uncharacterized. The record is from RefSeq and is a predicted model, not a curated record. Lineage: Eukaryota; Ciliophora; Oligohymenophorea; Peniculida; Parameciidae. The transcript has 2 exons.
AUGUUUAUAAUCGUAUUUGUGAUCAGUGUAGUGGGAUUUAAUCCGGAUAUUCAAUUCACAAAUGAAUAAGAAAUUUCCAUGUUCCCAACAAUAGGAGAAAAUUAUGAAUUUUAUUUGAGCUACCUUAAGGAGCCAUAAUUAACAUGUAAACUGCACCCUUAAAUUCCAAAUGUUAAAUUAUUGAAUUAAUGCGAAGAAAUAUAAAGAGAAAAAGGGAAUCAAUUUAUAUCAAUGUCUUCAAAUUAUACACAUUUUAGUACUUUGGCCAAAUAAAAUGAAAUAACCUUAUAUCAAUGGAAGAAUUCAAAAUUUCAAUAAGUAGGGGAAUCUUUGACGAUUGAUGCUUCAUUUAACUGUUUUAACAUCAAUUUGUCUGAAAAUUUCGCUAUUUUAGUAGAUUGCUAUUAGAACAAGUAAUUCUUUUUGAUUCAAUUUAUUGAUGGAUAGUAAAUCAUUGCUUAUAAAAUAUAAUCAACUGUACCAACUUCAACGAAAAUAUAAUCUAUUGUAAAUGGAACAAAUGCUUUUAUAGUAUAUGCCUAAUAUUUUAAGAAAUAUUCAAUAAUUUCUCUACUUACAUCAUAAUUUUAAAAUUCAAGCAGUUUAAAUAAUUAAUUUGUGGAUUUUGAUAUACCAAAUACAAUUAGUCCUAAUAUUUAUGCAAUUACUAGUUCAGAGAUUUACUAAUUAUAAAUUUCUCCAGAUUCUCAAUAUUAUAUUCAAUAUCAAUUUAGUUAGUCAAGUAUGAAUAAUUUCAAUGCUAUCAGUGCUUUUUAUAACAUAUGGACUUAUUCUUAAUGUGACCAAAUAUAAUUAUCAUAUCUGUACCAUUCAAAGUCAAUGACAGCUCCAUUAUUGGGAUGUGAGAAGAUCAUAAUAAAGAUUGGUAUUGGGAUACCAACUUAAUCUGGCUAGCCCAUUUAAAAGAUGCUCUAAAGUGAAUAGUUUAUAGUUUAUCAAUCCUUGGAUACAAUAAUGAUUUCAUAAUAAAAAACAAAAGAACAUUUUUCAUAUCGUCUUAAUCAUUCAAACAAUUCUCUAUUAUAUUUCAAUCAAGAUAAUGAAUUAUUUUCAUUUAAUUCAGAUAUAAUUGUUUAUAAAAUUACACGUCCAAUCAUAUAAGUAAAUUUAACUAAUUUAUAAGUUGCAGGUAAUAACUAUACCUUUAAAUUGAUAUGCAAAAGUCUACAAUAAGGAAAUUGCACUUAUACCUACUCUAAUUUUUAUCUCUAAGUAUUACCUGAGAAUGAUACUAAUAUCUAUGUAAUGUUUAAUUAAGACUAUCCAUAAUAUUAGACUUCACUUAAUUACUCAGCCUAUAAUUAUUUCAAUAGUUUUUCAGGAUAAUUAUUACAUUACGCAUAAAACCAAAAUGAACCCUAUUUUUAUCUUUAAAAAAUUACUUUUUAAAAUGUAGGAAAAGUCAUCUAAAAUUAUCAUUUGGCAUAAAUAUUUUCGAUAAAUUAUCCUUUUGUUGAAAAAUAAUAUUUAAUAGGAUAUGACAAUGAGACACUAAAUUUUGUGUAUUGUUAUUACAGUAAUUAAAAUAAUUCCUACUACUUUACUACUUUGACUUCUAUUAACAUAUCUGUAAAUGCAAAGUCUUUAAAACUUGCUUAUAGCAUUGAACCUACGAUGAUUAUAAGUGGACUAAAUACUAAUGAUACAAUUUAUUUGUUUUAAUCUUAGAAUAAUAGUAAUAUUUAUGACAUUACUUUGUCUAAUUAUACUUUUGAUUAAUAAUUCUAGGAUUUUGUAAUUACUUAUAAUAGUAUUAUAAUUCUAAUUUUAAACCAAGAAAUUAACAUAAUGACAUUAAAUUUUACAAAUACCUUUUCUUUAAAUUAAGAGUCAAUUAAUAAUUUAUUCGAAAACAUUCAAUUUAAUCCUAUAUAAAUUGCUGUAAAUGCACAAUUAUAAUCAUCAUUAUUAUAUAUAAACAAUAUUAAUGAAGUCAUCAUCUUUUCAAUAGACUAAAAUUGUUUUCCAAUACCAAUAUCCUUGAUUCAAGUUGACUUCAAAAUCAAAUAGAUAAAUUUAGUAAACUAAUUAUUGAUAUUAUCAUAUACCUGCAAUAAAGGACAGAAUAUUUGCUUCUCAGUUUGGAAUGUGGAAAAUUUACCAAAUUACUAUUAUUAAACACAUCUUUAAUGGGUAUAAUUCGAUAAUAACAUAAUAAUCUAAUCUGAUAAUUUGUUCUUUUAUGUUAAUUUUAGUAAUUACACUGUUUAUGUGUAUAAUCCUUAAUUACCAUAUCAUAUGAGUUUAUAUUACAUGUUAUAAUUGACAUCCCCAAUACAAUGUAGUGAAUCUUUUUAUUUAAGUCUAAAGCAGUAAGAGACAAAAUCAAUAGUAAUCUCUAAUAGCAAUGUUUAUUUUCUUCUUGUGGUUUAAGGCUUUAGUCUAACUUCUUAAGAGUACAAUUAUGAAUUUAACAAUUCAAUAAGCUACCCAUUAUUUAUUUACAACUUUACAGUAACUUCAGCAUAAAAUGAAACAUCCUCUUAUUAGACUCCUAAUCAAAGUAUUACUUCAUAUUCAAAUUUCACAGUAUUUCAGAAUUAAAGUAACAUCUCAAUCCAACUAACUCAAGAUUACAUAAUCCCUGAAUCUAAGAAUUUCACAUAUCCGAUGAAUUUAAUUCUUGAUAGAUAAGUCUCAUGUUGCUAAAUCAUAAACAUUGAUCAAAAAAAUGAGGAAGCCUAAUAUUGCAAAUUAACUCCAUUAUCAUAUAAUUCUACUAAAAUUUUAAAUUUCCAGAAUUACUCCUUAAUCACUUCAAUAAACAACGAAUUUUUUGCUUUACAGAAUUGCUCUUACAUUUAAACUAUAACUAGUGAUUUAGACAAUAAAUUUAACUUAAAUUAUGAAUAUCUAAACUUGAGUGAGUGUUUAAAAUCAACAUGCAUAUAAAUAUAACUUAUUUUCCAUUUGUCAAAAUAGUACUUCAUAAUAUUUACUAAGUUUUACUAUUAAAUGCUGAUGGUGAGAUAAUUAAUCUGA